AUCAACACAUCAUAAACAAAUGAAUAAGUUUAGUGACACAAUAUCCAAUAGUUUGCAAGUGGAAAUACGCAAAAAGGUAAAGUCUUUCUACAACAUUCGGUGUACAUGAAUAAGUCCAAUAAUAGAGAUAGACUCAAGUUUUCAUGGUCUUCUUGAUCGUCUUGGUCAUGGAGAUGUGAUUGUUGACGCAAACGCCUAUGCCGCUGUCGUGGUAGAAGAACAACUCCGUCACGCUGAGUCUGAGAUGUAGAAGUUGUUGCUACGGUAGAUGUAGUUGCCAAGCAAAUUCCAAUAGCACGUUUUUUUAAGCAAAUUCCAAUAGCACAUUUAUUAAGGGCUACCACAUUGGUAAGUUUGCCAUUAUUCUCACAUGGUAUCAAGAGCCCUAGGUUUUAGCCAGUAAUAAAAAAAAUCGGCCAUCAUGACCUCAGCCGCUGCCACCGCAUCAACUACCGCUGCGGCCACUACUUCUCUGCCGCCGCCAGUCAGCGAUCCGCCGGUCUUGAGCGCAGUAGCCGAGCAGCUCGACCCGAAUAUCGAGACAACGCCACCGUUAACGGAUCCUCUUCUUCCCUUGUCGUUGUUCUCCUCUGCGUUCGUCCCAGCGCCAACUUACUCCUCCUGGGCACCGCCAAUAGUCGCAUGGACACCCACUGCUCCAACUCUCCAGCCACCGCCGUUGCUUCUCAGAGAAUCCAGUACUGCGGCCGCUGCCCGAGCUCGGUUUGCCGGCCCUACACUCUCCGGCAGUCUGGGUCUCGUCCUUCCACAUCAGUCUGGCACGGUUGGUUCCCGCUCGGUUGUCCCUUCAAUACCGGAGUACUUUGCUUCGUUGGCUCAAAGAAUGGGGUUUGGUGUUCCAUCCAUCACCAAUAUUGUGACUACAAAAUUAUCUGCCGUUGAAGAUUAUUUGCCUUGGAGAACUCAAUUUAAGUUGUUUUUGGUUUCCAACGGUCUGUUAGGCAUCCUUGAUGGCUCACUUCCGGCACCAACCCCCUAUACCUAACUAUUAUCUGUAUCAGGCUCAAUCUGUCAAUCCUAAAUACUAUCAUUGGUUAAAAGUGGACCAGACUGUUCGUUCUUGGCUAUUUGCAACUCUCUCCCGGGAAAUUCUUAUUGAGGUACAUCAAUUAAAAACUUCUACCUCUAUUUAGAAACGUUUAGAGUCCAGAUUUAUGGCUGCCACUCUGGCCCGCUCCAUGGAAUUAAAACAAAUGCUGACUCACAUGAAGAAGAAAGAUACGCAGUCCAUGGAACAAUAUUUGCUAGAAUUACAAAACAUUGCUGAUGACUUGGCCUCUAUUAAUUCUCCGGUGUCCGAUCAUGACCUUAUACAACAUGCACUUUUGGGGUUGGGACCGGGUUACGAAUCACUUGUCGGUCCACUUACACUUUUCCCGAAAGGACUCACAUUCGAUAAGCUGUGCACGAAACUCGUCCAUCAGGAGGGCCGGCUUCACUUCCAGCAGCGGCUUGACUCCAGGCAUGCUCUUGGGUUUGCUGCUUCUUCGGCUCCAGUCGAGUCGGAUUCCAGGAACCAGCAGCAGCAGCCUCAAUGCGGCCGAGGUGGACGGGGUCGUUGUCCACGUGGCAGAGGAGGUCGCGGAUGUGGCCGUUAUCAGCAACAGCAGUUCUACGUCCAGCAUGCUCCGUCGUAUGGACAUGGGCCGAUGCCACACCCUCACUCAUCUUCUGGCCGGGGCAUCCACCAUCAUAUUAUUCGGGUCAACCGGGUACAGUAUUUUGUAAUUCUGUUGAGUCAUUGUCUAAUACUUAUGCCUUAUCUACUUUUGGUGCUAACACUGGUUAUGUAGGGUCCUCAAAUUUUUAGAAUAGUCUUGGUUCUGUUCCACCACCUGUCGUCCGUCAAAUAUGUCAUUCUCCAGGUCAUUCCUUUGUUUCUUGUCCAUCCCGCUUUGCUCAACUACAGGCUCAUGAUUUAGCUGUUCCCACGGGUAAAGUCUUUCCAACUGUUUGGUAUCCUGACUCCGGUGUGUCUGCUCAUGUGACCUCUACUGAAGAAAACACAUCAACAUUGAUUAUCAUUUUGUUCGAGAACGUGUGUCACAUGGAGAUCUGGUUGUCCGACAUGUUCCUACGCAGUUCCAGCUUGCUGAUAUUUUCACUAAGUGUUUGUCUCCACAACAUUUUGAUAUUUUACGAGACAAUCUGCGCGUUGUUUUCCCGGCCUGCACAAAUUGAGGGGGUGUAAUAAUGUAAUUAGCAUUUAAUAAGUCUUUCCUUAGUUUAGUUAGUUUCCUUGUUAUAGGAUUCCUAUUGUAUUAUGUUUCCUAAUGUAUUCUAAACACUUCUCUAUUAUAUAUAUGAUAUCCAGAGCUACCACAUUGGUAAGCCUGCCAUUAUUCUCA
This is a messenger RNA of Cuscuta epithymum, 2369 nucleotides long. Lineage: Eukaryota; Viridiplantae; Streptophyta; Magnoliopsida; Solanales; Convolvulaceae. The record is from the annotation of a GenBank genome assembly.